AUGACCACAGGCUCAGAGCCAAAAGUGACUCUCUACACCUAUUUCCGGUCCUCCUGCUCUGCACGCCUGCGCAUCGCCCUGGCGCUGAAGUCUAUCCCAUACAUAUCAAUCCCCAUCAACCUGCUGAAGAACGAACAAUCCAGCACGCAAAACACAGCCGUGAACCCGUCUGCGACCGUGCCCACCCUGGUAAUCGAAUACCCCAGCCAGCCUUCAAUAAUCAUCACCCAAUCCCUCGCAGCACUCGAAUACCUCGACGAAGCCUUCCCGUCGCGCUCGAGCCUCCUCCCACCCGUUUCAGAACCAGCUCAACGCGCACUCGUGAGGACCCUAGCCUCAAUAAUAGCCUGCGACGUCCAACCCGUCACGAACCUGCGGAUUCUUCAGCGCGUGGCCCCCUUCGGCGUCGACCGGGCCGCCUGGUCAAAGGACCUCAUUGAAGCUGGGUUCGCGGCGUACGAGACUAUCGCUAAAGAGUCCGCAGGGAAGUUCAGUGUUGGAGAUAUCAUAACCCUGGCGGAUGUCUGCCUUGUUCCGGCCGUUUGGGGCGCGGAGCGGGUGGGCGUUGAUCUAGGGGAAUACCCUACGAUCAAGAGGGUUGCGGAGGCCCUGGAGCGAGAGAAGGUAGUCAAGGAAGGGCACUGGAGAACUCAGCUGGACACGCCAGAGGAGUUUAGGGUAUGA
This is a messenger RNA of Aspergillus mulundensis, 684 nucleotides long. RefSeq names its product maleylacetoacetate isomerase MaiA (gene maiA). The transcript has a single exon. The record is from RefSeq and is a predicted model, not a curated record. Gene Ontology annotation, molecular function: glutathione transferase activity; maleylacetoacetate isomerase activity. The coding region runs from base 1 to 684 and encodes 227 amino acids. Gene Ontology annotation, cellular component: cytoplasm; mitochondrion. NCBI's taxonomy places the organism in Eukaryota, Fungi, Ascomycota, Eurotiomycetes, Eurotiales, Aspergillaceae. Gene Ontology annotation, biological process: glutathione metabolic process; L-phenylalanine catabolic process.